Messenger RNA from Lasiosphaeria miniovina, 1578 nucleotides. RefSeq lists its product as uncharacterized. Gene Ontology annotation, cellular component: nucleus; SAGA-type complex. The transcript is spliced from 2 exons. Gene Ontology annotation, biological process: regulation of transcription by RNA polymerase II; chromatin remodeling. NCBI's taxonomy places the organism in Eukaryota, Fungi, Ascomycota, Sordariomycetes, Sordariales, Lasiosphaeriaceae. Gene Ontology annotation, molecular function: protein binding; transcription coactivator activity; zinc ion binding. The record is from RefSeq and is a predicted model, not a curated record. Bases 1 to 1578 code for a protein of 525 amino acids.
AUGGGCGUCAUCCGCAAGAAAACCGCCGCAAGAGGUGGUGAGGGCGGCGUUAAAUACGUUUGUGAUAUAUGCUCUAACGAUAUUACCUCAACUGUCCGGAUCAGGUGCGCACACAGCGCCUGUAAAGAGUACGAUCUUUGCGUGAAAUGCUUUACAGAGGGGUCGUCGAGCAGUGCGCAUGACCCUGCCACCCACGGGUUUCGUGUCAUAGAGCAGAACUCGUUUCCAAUCUUCGACCGAGAAUGGGGCGCCGACGAAGAGCUUUUGCUCCUGGAGGGCGCCGAGAUUUACGGGCUGGGCUCGUGGGCGGACAUCGCAGAUCAUAUUGGAGGCUACCGGCACAAGGAUGAAGUCCGCGACCACUACCUCAAAGUCUUCGUCGACUCGCCAAAGUUCCCGCUGCCGGAAAGAUGUAGCCCUCACGAUAUGGAACUGGCGAACGAGAUUUCAAGAGAGGAGUUCCAGUCUCGCAAAAAACGACGGAUCGAGGACCGCAGAGAGGCAGCAAAGAAUGCGCCAGCCUUGCAGCCCAAAACAAAGCCAACAGCCAGUGUGCCGGCGUGCCACGAGAUCCAGGGAUACAUGCCCGGCCGGUUAGAAUUCGAGACGGAAUACGCGAACGAGGCCGAGGAAGCGGUGCAGCUUAUGCAGUUUGACCCCGGCGAUGGGAUCAAUCCUCGCACGGGCGAGCUGGAGCCCGAGAUGGAGCUCAAGCUCACGGUGAUGGAGAUAUACAACUGCAGGCUGACGCAGCGCGCCGAGAGGAAGAAGGUCGUCUUCGAACACAACUUGCUCGACUAUAGGGAGAAUAGCAAAAGUGAAAAGAAGCGCUCGAAGGAGGAACGGGAUCUUUUGAACAAGGCGAAGCCUUUUGCGCGGAUGAUGAACCGGGACGACUUUGAGCAGUUCUGCCAAGGGUUGAUCGACGAACUCAACUUGCGACAAGCAAUCUCGCAGCUCCAAGAAUGGCGCACCAACGGUAUCGGCGACCUACGAAGCGGCGAGAAGUACGAACAGGAGAAGGCCUUGCGCAUACAAAAGGCGAUACCACUAGGUUCUAUGGACCGUGAGCGAUUAGCCACGACACAGCGCAACAAGCAGCAGCCAGCCCCAGACCCCCCGAGUGGCGCUGCCCUACUUGUGGCCCCCGAGCUACCAAUCCGAUCUGCUGCAAACCCCAACGGUACUAACGGCGAAUCGUCAAAUAGUGGCAAGCCGGAGUUUCUGGUGAACGGAAACCAUAUCAAUGGCGGGAGCGUGGUGGUUGCGAAUGGCGCGACCCCUGCAAAACGAAAGUUCUCUCCGCCGCCGCUUCAGGGAAUACAACCGAUGCCGUUAAGCCAGGAAAACGCUCCAGAUCUGCACCUCCUCACGCCAGACGAGGCGAAGCUGUGCGAGGUCCUCCGCGUCCAGCCGAGGCCAUACUUGAUGAUCAAGGAGCAGAUUCUCAAGGAGGCUGUCAAGGGAAAUGGAAGCUUGAAGAAGAAGCAAGCCCGGGAGAUUUGCCACCUUGACUCGCAGAAGGGUGGGAGGAUAUUCGAUUUUAUGGUAAACGCCGGUUGGGUUACCAAAGCGUAG